AUGGUCAAUGCAAUGGUUCCAGAUUCACUGAUCUCCGGCUUGUCGUCAGUUUCACAUCGUAAACCGGACUAUGCCCGUCGCUGUAUUCUGGUGCUUCUCAUUCAUGCUGUCUUCAUACUCGCCGUCUUCUUAGCCUUUUUUAUUGGCCAUUGGUUAUCAGAGCAAAAUGCGCCUCCGAAUACAACUUCAGACGAGCUCACACCGCGACGAAACUUCACCCUUUUGGAUGUCGUCCCACCAGCAUACGAGUCGUAUGAGUUCAUGGAGGAAUUGCAUGCGCGCCAAGGGAAGAGCAAGCAGGAUGUGCUUUUGGUUCCACUACCGACACACACUCUGCCACUUCAUUACGAUCUACAAUUAGAUAUGACCAAAUUCGAUCAGAAAAUGAUACGCGGGAGCUUGACGGUCCACCUGGAAUCUUUCGGAAACUCCACCGACGACGAAAUUCUCUUCCACGUUGGUCCUCGAGUAAAUAUUGAUCGGAUUCGCUUGAGAAAGGAAGGAAAAAGAGUUUAUCCAAAGACAUUGAGAAGAGAAGACCAGAAGAAGUUGGCCCGUGUUGUUCUCAAAGAGCGACUGAAGAGAGGAAGGUAUCUGUUGGAGAUCGAAUACAAUAUAACCAUUUGCGAUCCGGAAGGAGGUAAAACUUCCAAAUUUCAGGCGAACAAUUCGGCAGUGGCGUCAUUUACAACCAAGUUCGAGCCAGCAAUGGCGAGGUCAUUUGUUCCAUGCUGGGACGAUCCAGGAAUCAAGGCCACGUUCAACAUCUCUGUGGUGCACGGCUCCAGGUUUGUUGUACUGUCGAACAUGCCACGAAGCGGAGAGAAACGGCGGCGAGAUGGCACUACCCUUACUACGUUUCUGGAAACGCCCCCAAUGUCGACCUACUUGCUUGCUUUUGCGAUUGGCGAAUUCGUUUCUCUGGAGAUGAGAACUCAGCGAAAUUUGCCGCUGUCUAUUUGGACCCAUCCAGAAGACUUCCACUCGGCGCGAUUUCCCGCAAACUUCUCUCCAACGAUGUUUGAUAGGCUUGAGGAUGAGCUGGAGGUGCCGUACCCGCUGCCAAAAAUGGAUUUUAUCGCAGCACGGAGCUUCCCUGUGGGCGGCAUGGAAAACUGGGGCUCUCUCGAAGGUUUGCUCACGAUUGGUUCUUUUUUUUUGCUACCCGAGAGUUAUCGGGGCAACUCACGUAUUCCAUUAGAUUUGGAUAGCUUAAAUAUGACCGUUGACCGUCUCUACCAUGAAUAUCGAAUCGAGAAGAUCGUCACUCAUGAAAUCACUCAUCAAUGGUUCGGCAACCUCGUGACGAUGCGAGAUUGGUCUGACUUGUGGCUGAAUGAGGGCUUUGCGACGUACAUGACUUACGACAUGCUUCGACGGGAUCAUCCUAAGUUGGCUGAGAACGAGUAUCUAACGAGAUUGUGUCAGCUCGUUCGUAAACAGUCGACUUUGGAUCGGCCAGCAUUGGUCCGUCCGUUGACAACCGAAGGCGAGGUGGAGCAGUCAUUCCAUGGAACUCAUCUCUACUCCAAAGGAUCCAUACUGACUAAUAUGAUCCGCGAUCUGGUCUCCGAUUUCGAAUUCCGAGCUGGAGUACGCAGGUAUCUUCGGAAAAACGCCUACAGAUCGGUAGCGCGACAGGAGCUGUGGGAGAGCAUGCCUGCCUAUGCUGAUCACGGAGCCGAACAUGAACGGCUCAGUCAGGUUAUGGAAGGAUGGUUGGUGAACGAAGGCAUUCCUGAGUUGAACAUCAUUCGCAAUUAUGAGAAUGGUAUGAUUACGGUGAGCCAGAGACAGUGCGACGACCACAACCACAAAGUAUUUCUUUCAGACACUCAGGGCAGUGUAGGUACACUGUUGUUGACUCCAUGGGCAACGGCCAUACCUCCGUCGCCUAGAAUCCCAAUAGGCUGGCGUCGGGAGGAGCUCAGAAGGCCUAGGAACACUCCGAAGCCGAGUGAUCUGUGGAGCAUUCCGUUCAGUUACACAUUUGGGACUCCGAAAAGUACUGAAGGACAGGUUGUGAGAGAAUUUUGGCUGAAAAACCGAAGUGUUACAUUCGUAGAUGUCGAGUUGUCGUCAAGCCAACCACUUCUAGCCAAUCCACAUUGGGUGUAUCCCUACCGUGUAAACUACGACAUCACGAACUGGAAAAUGGUUGCUAGAUUGCUACACCAGAACUAUCGAGAAAUUCCGACCAAGUCUCGCAUACAAAUCCUGGUCGAUGCUGAAACUUUCCUCUCCCAGUCCGAUAUGCCACAUUUGUUCGUCUAUAUACUAGGAUACUUGGCUGAGGAGCAAGAUCUAGGAGUGUCUCUGAUAGGCAUGAAUGCGAUCUAUCGUCUUUUCGACUCAUUUCGAGGUGUCGAUCUUCCGGAACUGCAAUUGUAUUUGGCACCAGUAGUCGCUCAGCUUGAUAAACUUCUAGAUGAUAGUCAAACUGACACCGAACUCGCUGCUUUAUGGCUCAUUGAUCCAACGAGGUUGUCGAAGCUCUACCAACUGAGAUGUAUGACCAAUCGACCGACAUGCGAUCACCAAAAUCAGGCUCGACGAUGGAUGGUCUUCCCCAAUUCGAUUCAUGAUGACGUGCAUAAGCAGGCGACGGCAGUGUGUCAUUUCCUUUUCACUCACAAUGCUACUCGUGAGGUUUGUCUUUUAACCAAAAUAUCAACUCAGCUGAAAAGCAAAGGGACUCAUUGGUCGACUGCUGUCCAGCUGGCAAGCUGUUCUCAUGGUGAUCGAGUCGUCAAACUGGCUGCCAAACAAAUUGUCGCCACCAAAAACGCAGCAAUCUUUGCUUCCACACUGCAGUCAGAUUUUUCUUUGCACUAUAAUGCAAAGUUUCGAAAAGCUCUCUGGACACAAAUUGGAAAAAUGACGAAGCAAGAAAGAAGCUUGCUGUUCUCUGUUGACGAAGUAGAUCCACGUCCUGCCUCGAAAAUACUGCUUCACUCCAUCAGGACACUCGAAGAAUUGAGUCAGGUGCGAUCGUUAGUGGAGAGUUGGGGACAGAAAAUGUCAACACAUUUGGAAUACAUCGAACGAUACCUCCGAUGGAAACUCCAAGUUUCACGUUCUUCCUUGAAAGAAUUCUUCUCCAACCAUGCCACAAUCUAA
This is a messenger RNA of Haemonchus placei, 3120 nucleotides long. NCBI's taxonomy places the organism in Eukaryota, Metazoa, Nematoda, Chromadorea, Rhabditida, Trichostrongylidae. The record is from the annotation of a GenBank genome assembly.